UUAAAAUUUUGUUUGGAAAAAUGGUAAUGAGUGACAGAGUAUUAAAAAUUUCAAUUCAGUUGAAAUUUUGAACGCUACCCUUUAUAUGUUAUGGUUUCUCUAAACUAUUAACGCAACUAUAAAAUUUCUUUCUCGCUGUUUCUCAAAACCUCAAAACCAUGGCGUAUAGAGGAUUAAAUUCUGAAAAAUUUGAAGAUUUGGGUGAAGAAUUAGACGUAUUGUGUUCAGAAGUUCAGUCUGGUAUAGAGAAAAUACAAAGGCUUGAUGGAGGUAGUAAAGUUUUGUCAUAAUAAUUAUAUGAUUACUAUGUUAAUAUAUGGCUGUAUUUGGGUCUCAGUAGCAGAAAAAUUAUGUACACUGGUCAUGGAUAUGGGCAGAGUAAUAUUAAUGGAAACAUCCCCCCCUGGAUUGUCAAAAAAUGGAUUGCUUAGAACCUCUCCCCCAUUGGAGACCAUUUUGAAGAUCACUCAAUAUCGUUUCCGAAGAAAAAGUCCACUUUUUCUAUUUUGAUUUAUUGUCAGUGGCGUAGCCAGCCUGACAAUUUAGUCCCGCUAUGCAAAUUCAGAAUUAUUAUCAUUAUUCAUUUCUUUAGAAAUUGAUUGUUUUCACAGUCAAUGAACACGAAAAUAUUUGCAUAGCGGGACUAAAUCGUCGGGCUGGCUACGCUACUGUUUAUUGUUUAAUAUUAAAUCUCUAUUGCCUUUCAACCAUAAAGAAGAAUGCAGUGAACCCUUUCAAUUUUGACUCGUACAACCUCGCAAGCCAGGCUCUCCACUUCCGCUUCCCUCCCCCAGACUGCAGAGUUGGGCACUUUUCGACAAGAUCGCGGGUGUGCAAAUGUUAGAAAAUCAAAGUGCAGGUGUGCAAAACAGUUCCCAAGUGCACUUCAAGAUGCAGUCAAGGGCACAAAAGUAGCAAGAUACAUGUUAAAAACAAUGAAAAUGAGAGAUUUGAGAGCAGAUUUUCAAAUUUCCAAAAUUGUUAUAGAGUACAUCCCAGGUGCGCUGAAAUUUCUGCUUUAAAAAAUAUUGAGUCCUACGUUGACCAACUCUGCAGUCUGGUCCCUCCCCAACACUCUCUGCUGGAGCAUGUUGGGGAGGGAAGCAGAAGUAUAGAGCCUGGCUUGCGAGGUUGGGACUGAUAUAGACCGCUUAAGCAAGCUACAUUUUUUAUUCACGAAGCCAUUAUACAGUACACAGCAUUUGAAAUCACAAAUAUGAACUGCAUUGACUGGACAGGUGUUCUUUCUUUCAAGCACAAACUGAAAUAAAUUUAUUAGAAUGGGCUUUCUUGGCAAGGAGGGUUUGUAACAUAAUUUAUUAUUGAAUGGGUGUGUUGCAGGGUAAAUCGAAAUGUGGACACUCCCUAGGUGGUUGGGUCAUACCCCCUAUACAUUAGGGCAUACAGGUAGAGAUACAAGUGCCGAAUGACAAAUCUAAGAUGGGAAUUGCUUUAACCUGGGCAGGAUUGAGCAUGUGUAUCAAUCAUUGCAAGGUACUAGCUAGCAGUCCCUGUUGAGAAAGAUACAUGACUGUGUAGGUUCCAAGUUUAGCUGUCCAGAGCACACUUUGUAAAUUGUAAUGCAAUUCUCUGAUUGCGAUACAGAACUCAAAAAGCAAAAGAUUCGUGAAGUGCAGAAACAGAUUGAAGACUCCAAGAUCAUUGUAAGUUCAUUAUAUUUUUACAUUACCAAAGUUUUAGAUCCAUUUUAUGAAAUGCGUAAUAUGUGAUGAUUUAUAUUUCAUUCUUUUAGUUGGAAGAUAUGGAAGAGGAAGCAGUGAUUGCUCCAGGUGCAUAUAGAAAUAAAAUGAAUGCGAGAGUCCGAAACAAGUCCAGAGAGCUUGAAAAGAUGAAACGAGAUCUGGUAAAGUUUGUUGCUGUUUAUAUUUGUUUAGAAUGUGGGGCAAAUGAAAAUCGUAUUAAUAAAAUGGAAAUAAAAUGUUUAACUUUACAGAAUAAAAUUACAAGUGGUUUCCAGGCUUCAUCUGCAAGGGAUGAUCUACUUUCGACAGGACCCAAAGAAUUUGACCCGAAUGUAAGUUAACAAAGAUUCUUACUUUGGCUGAAUUAAGGUCGGCAAAAUUUGCUGACCUGGGAGGUUGAUUAAGGUAGGCAUUUAGGUCGGCAUUGCCGAAUGCCGACCUCAUUUUCGAGGGCUGCUGCCAAAAUAAUGUCUUCACAAUAUUUAUCUGACUUUAAUAUUUAAUCAUUUCAAAUAAUAGGCUAGUCACAGAAAUAAACUCAUACAAGGUACAGAGAUAAUGAACCGGACUUCAGACAGUAUUGCAAGAUCUCAACAAGUUGCUGCAGAAUCAGGUGAGGCACCUUUUUCUGAUUGCAUGUAGGCAUUAGGCAUUUAGUAAGGCGGCCAUUUAACCUUCAUGUGCAUGAACAUCAGAUGCACUUCUGAAUUCACUAAUUCAGACAGCGCCACUUUUUAAUAAAUGGCCUUAGAUUGCCUACGAAAGAAAAGUUUUAAAGCUAAUUGCUAUUUGCUAUAGCCUGAAAACAGACCUACGUUUCGCCUGCCCUAGAAUUCACAGGUCGACCUAAGCAUCCCACCCGCAAAUUUUAGGGCGAGCAAAACGAAGGUCUGUGUUCAAGCUAUCUAUUUGCAAGGUUACCACAUUCAUAGUACAUUUUGGACUGCCAGUUUUAACACCCUGGCUAUAAACACCUGGCAGUCAUUGUAGGUAUACAUUUUGUCAUAUAGUCAAUUGGCUGGUCUCUCUAUUGGUCAUUCAGGCAGCCUAUGGAAGUCAGGCAGGCAGUCAUUUACAAUAGUCGAUUGUUUUCAGUCAGUUCUGUCUGUUGUUUAGAAUGUUUUCAAACUGAUAUUUCAUAAAUUUCACAGAACAAAUUGGUGUCGAAAUUAUUGAUGAACUGGAUACACAGAAAGACUCUUUAAUAAGAACACGGGAUAGGGUAUGUUAACAUAAACUGUGAAUUGUUAGAGAUCGAUCAACUACCUGCAGCAGAACUUCUAUGUUUUGAGCGAAAGCCGUUCAUCAGGAAUUGAGCGAGACUAAAAAAUUGCAAGGUUUUUGGGCAUCUACUGUACCACAGAAUACUAUACAGAAGUCCAUCUACAUUGGUUUUUGCAUAAGCGCUAUUUGUCAUGAUUCAUCAUCACUCAGCAAGUAACGUAAACAGAAGCAUCCCCCCCUGGAAAUACUCAAAAUGGAACAUGUCCAGGGGGUGAUUGCUUCUGUUUAGGGUACUUGCUAUGACUUACACAAAAAACAGUGGAGAUGGGCUUCUGUAUAGUAUUCUGUGACUGUACACUGACUCAAUAGAACUAAUUUACAUAGAAGGGUUUUGUAGAUGGAAAUGUCGAAUGUGAAUUUUAUAUGUUUAUUAGACCGAAUCAGGAGAGUUGUGAAACAUGCAACUAUAGGUUCUCUGGCAGGAAUUGAAUCUGUGGUCCUAUAUACUGUAGGUCCAGUUGUCAAACUCUAUCUGCAAGUUUGUGUAUCAUAGACUCAUGUAUACUCUUCCAUACAGUAUAUAUCAAGAACACGAGUUCUGUUCACCUUUACAUGUAAUGCCCAUUCAUUUUCUAGUUGCAUGACACCGAUGAAGAUUUGAACCAAAGCAGGAAAAUAUUAACCCGUAUGGCAUUCAGGUAAUAUACCCUGGUCGCAUGAAUAAAAUAUUCAUUUCAUUGCAGGGAGGUUCUUAAAAUUUGACACUCAUUUUAAAACUUUCUUUUUAGGGUUGCAACAAACAAAUUAAUAAUGGGAAUAAUAAUUUUGGUUGAACUUGUAAUUGUUGGGGCAAUUGUAUAUGUUAGAUUUAUCAAAUGAUUUUGGAGUAAUAAUCAACAUUUCAUAGAAUAAUUUUUGAAUAAAUUCACAACUGUCAUAUAGAACAAUGAACAAUAGUAUGAAACCAUGUAAUAUUUAAGUAUAUUUUUUACAUCAUUCACCAUUUUCACAACUUGCAGCUUUUACCAACCACAUAUUACCAAAACUGCAGAUCCUUCCUCUCAUCCGAGAACAAAUGUGUCUUGUUUUCAUGUAAAAACAUUCAGAAAUAACAAUAUGUAGAUAAAUAUGCGAAUGGUGGUUAAUCAAUAGGGUUCCCACCAUUCAAUUAAUUAAUGUAAUAAUUGUUACUCAAUAAAUGUCAAUUAUUGAUUCAAGUUUAUUCUGUUUGUGUAUAAUAUGCUGUAUUGAAAACAACUAAAUUAUAAAAAAAAAUUAAAAUAUAAAUAAUCUGUAUCUCGAUCUUUCUGGGGAGGGGAGGGGGGUGGGGUGAAGGUUUAAGGAUGGUUCAAUCAGGCCUUUUGAGAUCGGGUCAUGGGCCAAUUAACCUAUGUACAGUACAGUAUUAGGUAUUUAAAGAGUGGAAUAUGUAAUGCUGGUUUUUGUUUGGUUCAUUAUAUUCCCUCUUUCAUUUUGUUUUCAUUGUUUCUUUAAUUCGUCUUUGUGGUCUUCCACAUAUUUCAAAUCUUCAGGGCUCAACAUGAAGAAAUUUUCUUUCUGCUUUGCCACCCACUGCCGAAU
Molecule: messenger RNA, 4508 nt
Organism: Paramuricea clavata
Lineage: Eukaryota; Metazoa; Cnidaria; Anthozoa; Malacalcyonacea; Plexauridae
Source: the annotation of a GenBank genome assembly